This is a messenger RNA of Pseudomassariella vexata, 573 nucleotides long. RefSeq lists its product as uncharacterized. The record is from RefSeq and is a predicted model, not a curated record. The transcript is spliced from 3 exons. Lineage: Eukaryota; Fungi; Ascomycota; Sordariomycetes; Amphisphaeriales; Pseudomassariaceae. The coding region runs from base 1 to 573 and encodes 190 amino acids.
AUGGCCAGCCACAGUGGAAUGUCAGACGAGGAGCUGAACCGCGACUGGAAGCCCAGUGGCCGCCGACCGCAAUCCACUAUUGCCCGCUCCUUUAGUCAGGAGUUGAUGGACAUUUUCCGCAUUGAGAACAGUGUCGCCGACUUGGACAAGGAAGUGCACAAGAAAAAGGAGCAAGUCACAACGCAGACUUCGGAGCUCGAAGCGCUCGAGCAACGGAUCCGCGAGAUGGAGGAACGGUUGAAGAUGCAAAACGGCGCGACACUGCCAGCACCGUCGACCAGCCCGCGGGCAGGCCCACAGCCACUCGGCAACGCGUUCGGAGGACCCGCAGUAGACAAGGUGGAUGCCCAGCAGCAACAGAGACCGACAGGUGCGUCCCGGCCAGGUACGGCAAAACAGACCCAGCAGGCGCCCGCCCAUGGCGGCGCCAUGCCGCCGACCCCCACAGCCAGCGAAGGUGAAUACGAAUUUGUCGAUCCCUCUACCCCGUGUGUCUACGACCUUGGUGGUCUCGAGAGUCGAAGCUUUACUGACCUUGUGGUUAUUUCUAAAGAUGGCGAUCGCGAUUCGUAA